This is a messenger RNA of Crotalus tigris (Tiger rattlesnake), 7058 nucleotides long. It is a transcript of the gene UBN1, whose product is annotated as ubinuclein 1. The record is from RefSeq and is a predicted model, not a curated record. Bases 928 to 4473 code for a protein of 1181 amino acids. Lineage: Eukaryota; Metazoa; Chordata; Lepidosauria; Squamata; Viperidae. The transcript has 20 exons. Gene Ontology annotation, cellular component: nucleus.
CUUGCGCACGCCUGUGGCUGCUUCUGCCCGCCCGCGGCACGUGACGCGGGAGCUCCGAAAAAAAAGAGAGAGAGAGAGAGAGAAGGCAUCUUGGCGGGUGAGGGAGGCCGACGGGGCGCCGCGGGUGCGAGGAGCGACGGCGGGCGGCCGCAGCAGGAGGAAGAGGACGAGGCCACGGCGGCGGGAGCGCGGGCCGGUGGAAGGGGGGGGCCUUUGGGCCAUAACUGAGUGGCAGGACUUCUCGCCCCCCCACCUCAAAAAAAAAAUCAGGAUGCAGCCAAGGUUUUUGCUGAGCAGACGGAGAGGAAGAAGUCCCUCUUGACCUCCUUUUGGAAGAAGUUCUGCAGGAUGGAUGCCCUUCAAAUUCAGGAAGAGCAAAUAGGAAGAAACCUGUGUGGAAGGAAGUUAUCAGGAAUGCUACCUACCUGCCACUGGACUGGAUGAAUUGGCAUCUGAAGAAAGACAGGCCUGGAUUUUGGUUUGCCCGAAAACUGGAGCUCGUGUGUUCAGUGUCCUUUGAUUAUGUCAGUCCAUUCUGUGGGAAAUACUCUAAUGCACAGUACUGUAACCCAGGCUGACGUUUACAGCCAAGGUCACAUUGUAGGAAAUUCUAUAAAAGUUGCUCCCUUCAGAAAAUUGUUUCUGACCAUUUGCCUUCGCUCACUGCUUGAACCCGAGCCAGACUGCGUAGUGACCAUAACUUCAAGGGCUGGAAGUUAACCCCAAAAGGUGUUGCUAUGGGAUGAUUCUUUGUUUAAGAUAAAAACCCGAGACUCUUUGGUGACUUUUAAAGUUGGACUCUAACAGCGUUGACUUUGGUGUUCAGUUCUGAGAGCGUGCUGACUGUGAAUGCUCCCAUACAUACACCUGUGUGGCCUAAAGUGAUGGACACCAUGCCUUGAGAGUAGCUGCAACGAACGCAUAGCCAUGACGGAACCCCACCGGGUCCAACUCACCUCCUUGCCAGGCCCACUGAGUACCACUUUGCUGAAAAAACCUCGGUGGGAGGAUGUCGCCAACCCAGAGCAUCCUCCAGAAUCUGAACCUGCAGCUGCAGCCGUACGCAUCGCCCUCUCCCUUUUUGAGCCAGAUCACAAGCGCUGCCCGGAAUUCUUUUACCCAGAACUGCUGAAGAUGACGCGAGGCAAAACGAAAAGCAGUUCUGCAGGAGAAAAGAAAAAAGACUUUGCUGACCCCUUCAAUGAUGAAGAAAAGGAGAAGCACAAAGCAGAAGCCCUUACCAGGAAGUUUGAAGAGAAAUAUGGUGGGAAGAAGCGCCGGAAAGACCGUUUUCAGGAUUUGAUUGACAUGGGGCAAGGAUAUGACGAAUCAGAUUCUUUCAUUGAUAAUUCUGAAGCCUACGAUGAGCUUGUCCCAGCAUCUCUAACAACCAAGUAUGGAGGCUUCUACAUCAACUCUGGAACUCUGCAGUUCCGACAGGCUUCCGAGUCGGAGGAUGACUUUAUCAAGGAGAAAAAGAAGAAGUCUCCUAAGAAGCGGAAAUUGAAAGAGGGAGGUGAGAAGGUGAAGAAAAAGAAGAAAGAUGACAAUUACGAGAAAGAGAAGAAAUCUAAAAAAUCUAAAUUUCCUAAAACUGGUUUCACAGCUCUGAACGCCAGCAAAGAAAAGAAGAAGAAGAAAUACUCGGGGGCUUUGAGCGUCAAGGAGAUGCUAAAGAAAUUCCAGAGGGAAAAGGACGCCAAGAAGCAGAGGGACGAUGAACCCAAGCUGAGCAUUCCCUCUCUGUCUGAAAGCCCCGCUCAGCGGGAAGCAGAGAUCGUGCCCGACCCUCUUCUCUCUCUCUUCGGCCACGCGAGCGACAAUGAACUGCUCCAGGCGGCCACAGCCAUGGACUCCUUGACUGACCUGGACCUGGAACAGCUUCUGAGCGAAUCUCCAGAGGAGAGCCCUUUCCUGGAGAUGGAGAACGGGAGCGAUCCUCUAGGAGCGGGCCUGGAACCCGACCUGAAACAGCCUCCCCCCCUCCCUGAUGGCGUUCCGGAGCCACUGAUGAAGCGCGUUGAGGAGCUCACUCAGACUGCCAGAGCUGCAGAGAGGGAAGGCAAACACAAGUUCUUCAACCAAGACAUGAACAGCAUCCUCCUGGAUAUAGAGCUGCAAACGCGGGAGUUGAACAGCCAAAUGCGAUCGGGGGUCUAUGCCUAUCUGGCCGCCUUCUUGCCUUGCAACAAAGAUACCCUGGUCAAGCGGGCCCGGCGACUUUACCUGUAUGAACAGGGGGGUCGGCUGAAGGAGCCACUUCAGAAGCUGAAAGAGGCGAUUGGCAGAGCAAUGCCCGAGCAGAUGGUCAAAUACCAGGAAGAAUGCCAAGCACACACCCAGGCCAAGUUUGCCAAGAUGCUGGAAGAGGAGAAGGACAAGGAGCAAAGAGACCGGAUUUGUUCCGAGGAUGAGGACGAGGAUGAUAAAGGAGGAAAGAGGAUCAUGGGACCUCGGAAGAAGUUUCAGUGGAAUAACGAAAUCAGGGAUUUGCUUUGCCAAGGUGUGAAGAUCAAACUGGACGGGUAUGAUCUGGAGAAGAACAAAGCUCCGUCCAUGGAAGACUACGUAAAAACAUUCCUAGACACCGAAGUCAAACCUCUUUGGCCAAAGGGCUGGAUGCAGGCCAGAACAUUGUUCAAAGAGAGCAGAAAAGUGCACAGUCAUCUCACUUCAAUCCCAACCAAGAAAAAAGUGAUGGCUCCUCCAAAGGUAAAAGGAAAGGAGCCUUCUGGCAAAGUGGAGAAGAAGCUUCCCCUCCCCGUCCCGCUGAUCCACGCCAGCGGUGCAGUUUCUCUUUCUCCAGAUUCCCAGGGCGUGGUUGUCGGCCUCAGCCCUCAGACUAGGGAACUGUUGGCUAUGAGUUCAAAUCCAGUCACCAGCACCAUGGCUGCUCCUCCUCCUCCUCCUCCUUUCAGCCUGGACGAUUCUCUCGACGAGGACUUGAUCCAUCACACGACUUCCUCGUUGGAAGCGGUCUCCAAGGAACUGGCUGCGCUCAACAGCCGAACAGGAGGCAACAGCCCUGACUUCACCCUCUCUCCGGCUCCGAAGGCGCCUGCGGAGAAGCCCCCCAGUCAGAGCAGCUUGGAAGAGAAGAGGGUCUUCCCCAAAUCGGCUCCCGCCCCUGCUCACUCAGCUGCGGGGGGCUCCGUGCAGUCUCCACUCAACUUCUUGGCCGAACAGGCUUUGGCGCUAGGCCAGUCUCCCCAAGAGAAGAAAGCGGAGGGCCCCCCUUACAAGGAACUGCCUUGCCAGAGCCCUCCUUCCAAGCCCUUGGACGCCCACCAGGUGUCCAAGCCGAAACACCACAGCCUGCCCCGUGCGUUGCAGGGCCCUCAGACCUCAACUCCGGUGCAGACCCCCCAAGUAAAAGUGUUUCCCCUGGUUCCUCAGCAGCAGAAAAGCUUCCCCCCUUCCCCACCUUUUGUCAAGCUGCAGAACCCCAAGAUGGUCUCCCCGCUGGCUCAGCGCCCUCUCCUCCAGCCGCAAGCCAAGGCCCCCGCCAAGGCCCCCGGCUUCCAUUCUUCCUCUUCUUCUUCCUCCUCCUCCUCCUCUUCAACCAUCUCUCCCAAGACUCCCAACUCUUUGGUGUCUCUGAGUUUCGCCGGGAAGCACCCAAGCAGCCCUAGUUCCUCCGGGCAGUCUUUCAAGUCGCCCUUUGUGGCCCUGUCCAGGCACGUGGCUUCGACCGGAAGCGUAUCGUCUGGCGUUUCCUCCACUCAGAGCUCCCCUCCAGGCAGCGUCCUGCCGGGCGCCUGCGUCCCUUCCUCUGGGCCGGCUCCCAGUCGCUCGUCGCCCAGUUCCCUGGGGAAGAAAACCGUCGUCCCUCAAAAGCUGACUUUGGUGGCUCCGCCGGGGGGUCCCAACGUCAGCUCCAGCGGAGGAACGCAAGGGGUAGCCAAGUUGUUGACAUCUUCCCUGAAACCUGCCAUGAUCAGCAGCUCCACAUCCUCUACCUCUGGGCCGAAAGGAACCAGUGGAGCAGUCCUGCUGACCAGUUCGUCUUCCUUGAACGUCCUGUCUCCUUCCUACAAACCCAACAGCCCAAAGCUGCCCACAGCACUAAGCUCUACUCCACUGGGGAUUAUAUCGCCAAUCCAUUCCUUCCCCCUUCACGUGAUUUCCUACAGCUCUGACUCUUCCGCCAAGGCUGGGGUGUCAAAGGAUGUGAUCGUCACAGGGCCGGCCCCAGGAACAUUCCAUCACGGUGUUGGCCAUAGGAGACAGUCCAGGCUGCCCCUGCUAGCUCAUUCCUUGAGAACUGCACUUUCAAGUGAUGCCUUGACCUAUGGGAAGGGAACGGUUGCUGGGAUUUUGCCCCAUCCAAUGCCCUGCGCCCCUUCAGGUCUUCUGGCUGGAUUGUCCUCCAGCCUCCAUCAGGCAGUGCCGACUGCCCAUUUAUCCCACAGCUUACCAGAUAGUUCUCAGCUACACAGCAAAGGGCCCAAUGUGCAGCCGCGGAAAUUGUGACAAUUCUGAAGAAGAAGAAGAGAAAAAAAAAAAAUGCAACCAGCUCUGGGAAAAAGCCUGCAGAACGCAGCAAGGCAGCCCUCCCACGGCUUCCUUGCUCUUCCUUCUUCGGUGGGAUCGAUCUGUAGGUUCCCCCUCUUCCCCUUAUCCCAGUUUGGACUAAGAUUCUUCCCGGGGUGGGGCGGGGGGUCUGAGACGGAUGCUGAAAAAGGAAGCAUUUCGCAGGCCCAACGUUCACUUCAGCUCCUCCAGGGUCCAGAUCAGGGGGAGGCGAGAUCCUUAACAGAUCUCCAGAAGCCAGGUCCUUCUGUUCCUGCCAGGUGCCUCUUAAUUCUGCAACGGAUUCUGGGAAGGCCCUCGCUUCUGCUUGCGGAAAUACCGGCUGAGAGUGAAUCUGUGGGGUGGGUUUCUCCUCCCCGAUGGCCCCUUUCAUAAAGCUUUGCUGGUCCUUCCCUGGAAGAUCUAUCCUUCUCUGUGGCAGCUCGCCGGUCCCCUCAGAAGGAAGUCAAGACUUGAGGGGCCUCAAGAUGCACUCAUGGACCUUCCCUUUCCUCAAUACGCUCAGUUUUCCUUCCCCCCCCCCCUUCUCUCCACUGAACACAUCGGACGGGACUAAGCCCCCCUUUCUCCCCCCCCCAAUGGGUCAAUGUGUAUAACGAAGCUGUCAUUUCAGUGCCUUUUGAUGGUGGAGCCAGAAUGCAAGCUAUCCCGAGCUCUCCAGAGCUUUUUAACGUUCUCCUUUUUUAAACAUCCUCCUCUCUUAUUUAAGACGCACCGGGAUUUAUUUAAGGGGACUUUGGGAGGUGGGGUGAGUGUGUGUGUGUGUGGGGUGGGUGGGGGUGGGUUGUGGCCCGUCGUCAUCCCCAUUUUAACUGCGCUCGCUGGUGAAUGCCAAACUGGCACCUGGCACGGGCAUUCCUCAGAAAGCUGGCGGUUCUUUGCCAGAGUUCUCUCGAGCAUUUCGCAGAUAAGAGCCAAGGCAGGGACGUCUUCCUUUGCUGUGAGAUCUGUCACAGUUCAAGCAUCCAGUGACCUGAUGUGGCGGCACGUUUGCUCACAGGGAGUUGCCUGUUGCCUGGAGCAGCCAGAAGAGCUUUUCGUACGCUCUGAACGGAAGGGAGACGCUGCAAAUCCAUUUCAGGACUUAAAGAGUAGACUCCCCCCCCCUUCUUUCUUAAGCUGCUUAGUUGCAACUCUUUUGACUGGCUGGGGACGCUUGGAAAACCAACCAGGGCUGCCAGUUGCCCUGCCUUGGUUAUGCUUUGGUGCUGUGCUAAAGGUUUGGGGGCAGAUCCUCCUAAUCUUGACGCAGCAUCUGGCCUGGAGGUUACUUUGGAGUAAAGGCGAGGACCCAAAUUUUUGUUUUGGCUUGGCCUUGUCGCUGUCCGAUUCUCCAAACCGCUGCACUUUCUGGAGAAACAAAUGUUUUGCAAGAGGAGAAAAGGCAUCAAUUAUCCCAUUUUUUUGGGGGGGAGAGCAAAAACAGGCUUGAGUAGUCAGUACAAGGCACAUAAAACUAGUAGGGUGGUUAGUUGUUGCUCUUUAGCCAGAAUUGCAAGGUUUUUUUUUGUUUGGUUGGUUGUUUUUUUUGCAAACUCCCAAACUCAACUUGAAAGCUUGUCAGCCCAACUUGAGGUCUAUUUGCGGCCAGUUUUUUUCUCGCAGGAUCUUCUUCCAUCUUUAACCCGAAUUUACUGAUUCUUCCACUCAAACAAGAGGAAGCACUUGAUCUAUCAAUUAGUUGAACCCAUUUAAAAAAAAAAAAGCACCACGAGUUCUGUUUAAUUUGAGACACGUACCCCUUCAGUUUAGAAAAACGGGUUCUUUUCUUUGAGCUAUUUUAGGAUUCUUGGUUAACCUGUGCAAAAUGGUUUCAAGUCUUUUGCAUUUGUUGUUCCCUCUUUUCCCAAAAGUUACUUUGGGCCUCACUGGCCACAGUUAGUUCUGUUUAAAAAGUUGCAGCAGAAGAGCCAAAGACUGCAUGCAUUUUUAAGGUUGCCCAUUUUUUGAAGCGCAUUUUUUCCCCCUUUUAAGUACAUGGAUUUUGGUUGGGGGGGGGGCUUGUUUUUCCGUCAGCUCAGUCCUACUCUCUGUUAGUUACCUCUCAAAAAGCUGCUUUUAUCAGUCAUAGGAAGAAGUGUUUGGCACUUGGCAGAAUUUGGGCCUUGCAUGAGCCAUUACGCCUCCCCCUCCUCACUCUUCUCCCCAAAGCUUUUGGUCGCUACGUGUACUGGUGCCCGCCAUAGCUGGAGCAGAACCCCUUGUCUGUUUUUUUUUUUAAAAAAGGAAAUGUUCACAAAGCCUCUUGCCUCAGGGAAACGUUAUGUGGUGGAACUUCUGCCCAAUCUCUCCCCUUCCUGCUUUCUUCCCUUCCCCCUUUCCUUUGUGUUUUUAAGAAGUAGAACUUAAAAAGCAAGCCAUGGCAGGGCAAGAUCGAAGAGCGGUGGGCGAGCAAGCGGGUGGGCAGUGCAACGGUGGCACCCGGAGCUGCUGCCCGCCGAGGAGCGUUGUCUACCUUGGCUUCAACUAAUUGGGGGAGAUUUUGUUUACGGUGGGCGUAAGCACCACCAGAUGGCACUUAAAAA